CACACGGACUCAUAGUACCGCGCCUCUUGGUAUCUACACGUUGCAUCGACCGAGUCUUACCUCACGCAGGACUUGCACGCUUCUCUCACACGGUAUUUCACGAUGGCUACAACUCUUCUCGUACUUUUACAUGUGAACGGAUAAUCGUCGCUGGCUGAUCGUUCAAUCGUCGAAGACGCGUCUGACGAUAUUCACUACCGCUCGCUGGGAAUCGAUCGGUUACUAACUGAACUAACUGUAGGAAAAUGUCUAUUGGACCUCAAGAAGUGGUUAGAUCGGAAGUCGAGGGUGGUUUAUCAGGACCAGCCAAUCCGAUUCCGAACAAAUCAAUGGAUUGUGGCUGCGCGCAAUUGCGUUGUCCGAAAUUGGCAAAGUUCGCAACAAGAUCUUUCUUCGUUACACUUUUAUUUUGGAUCGGACUUAUCCAGGCUGCGGCACAGGCGUAUCUAUACUUGACUGGGCCCACGUUGGCCAGAAGAUUCCAGAUCGACCCCUACCUUAUAGAUUGGAUUCUGGUCGUCUCGGAAAUUACUCCGUUCGUUGUUGGAGUUACAGUGGCUUACUGGGGUGACAGAAUUCAUAGGGCCGCAUGGACCGGGGCUCUGGUUCUCAUCCAGUGUGCAGGAUUCUUGUCUAUGAUAAUUCCUCACUUGACGCAUCACGUCAGGAUCAUUGAGGAAACUGAAAAUGUCACGCACAUGUCUUUGUAUUCCGAGGAUAGUCCUGAGCUGUGCUAUGUGGAGUUUCCGAGAAUCGUCAUUGAGAAAAGUGACACUUGUUACUUCACUCUUGGACUCUUGAUCCUGAUACAAUUUUUAUCUGGGAUGGCUAGUGUGGCUUUUUAUGCUCUUGGAAUUUCAUAUUUGGACGACAACACGAGAAAAUCCCGCGUAGCUGGAUUCAUUGGUCUUGUCUUGUCUUCGAGGAUUUUUGGAUAUCUCUUGGGACUCCUUCUAGCCUGGUUGUGUCUUCGGAUAGAUGCCGAGAAUUUUAAUAUCAUAGAAUCUUCUCAGGAGCAGAUUGGUGCCUGGUGGUUAGGAUGGCCUAUCUUGGCAUUCGCGUUAGCAAUUCCCGGAAUAUUCUUAUCGAUAUUCCCAAGAAGAUUGAUAUCCGAGGUUGUCGAUUCGGCCGCAGCAUCCAUUCUGGACAUGGCUGGACAAUCCCGUAGAUCUUCCCAGAAAUCCCUGAAUACGAAAGUAGGAAGUACCAGCUUCCUUCCAUCGAUCCUAAGACUAAUGACCAAUAACAUCGUUAUAUGUAAUAUCUUGGGAGCAAUGUUUUGCUUAACAGCUAUUAUGAACUUCAUGAUGUUCGAGAACAUCUUUUUGGAAUCUCGAUUUUACUUACCAAGGCCAAACGGGAUCCUUUUAGGCUUCGGCGAUCCUUGGACUUCACGAAUGGUCACAACAAUGAUCAAGCCCAUUCUCAUCGGCAUCGUAGUGAUCGUGUCUGGAUUCAUAAUAUCCGGGAAAAAGCCAGGACCACGAUACUUGGCAGGAUAUAACGUGAUGGUGACGAUCGUGGCGUCAACGUUAAUAUUUGCACUGGCAUAUGCAACUUGUAACAAACCAUCGAUAGUCGGCGAACGUAAAGGAUCCAUCUACUUGCUGAAGUACUGCAACAAGAAUUGUCAUUGCUCUCGCGAGGCAGACUUCCGUCCAGUUUGCGACAGCAACGGGAAAUUCACGUUCUACAGUGCCUGUCACGCAGGGUGCACUGUGAGUUCUUACGUGAACAACGAGAAAGUCUAUGGAGGAUGCAGCUGCGUCGAGGAGAUGACAGGUUUGGGAAAUACUCAAGCCAGCGAUGGUCCUUGUAACUCGAGCAGUUGCCGAAUUGGCUUAAUAGUCUAUCAGGUUGGCACUAUUCUAGCAUAUACUUUAGUAGCCUCCAGUAUGGUCGGGCACCUGCUGAUCAAUCUGAGAUCAGUCUACGUCCAGGACAAGGCGUUGAUGAUUGGGUUCUGGAUGACCUGGGUUGCCAUAGUCGUUUUCGUACCGGGAAGAUUACUCUACCACAAGAUUGCUGCUCUCACUUGCAAGCACUGGGGUUCUCAGGGUGCCUUGUGUCACUUGCACGAUACCAAAACUUUCGGGGACUACAUGUGCUACUUGACAGCGUUCCUGCUGUCAGUCGGGGCCAUAUUUCAGAUUCUAGUUUGGUACUGGAGCCGCAAGCUGAGGCUUUACAGUAAUUCCCUGGGGGAGAGAGAGAAUAGCGAGAUGAAGGAACUAUCGAGCACGCAAACAGUGCCUUUAUUGGAUCCAGUAGCAGGACCUUCCGGUAGCAAGUCCAGCGAUACGGUAAACCAUAUCGAUGAGGAACAAGAAGAUAAUUCUGAACCUACGCAAGAACCAGCAGCCCAAGAAGCUGAAAAUCCCCCAGACUCGUCCAACCAACCUCUGAAGUAUGGACCUCUGGGACCUGGUGAUCGUAGGAACGAGACCAGUCUACCUCUCAAGAGCUUAUCCGUCGUGGAAGAAAAAAAUGUCGAAUCUGCAGACGAGCUUGAUAGCUCAAGCGACGAGGGUAACGAAGAGAAAAAUUCCAGUCCCAAAAUAGCAUACAAACCGCUGGAAUUAGAUUCGGACGUGGAGAGUGACUUGAGUAGUGUAGGACCAAGAUCCAGACGCAGAGUAAAGAGCAAAGAGUUUGAUCCCGUCCUAAACAAUGUUGGGAUAGCGUCAUUCCCUGUGACAGGAAAAGCAUUUCCCAAUCCUGACGACUAUGGAAAUCCUAGAUCGUCACCUAAACCAAACUCCUUGUUAAGCUCAGAUUCCCUGAGUCCUGUUCACGAAGGUCCACCCGAAUCCGACAUCAGAAACCAAGAUGGGUUCUCAUUGACGAAUAGUUUUGAAUAUACAAGGAAGAAGAAGCCAAACGGUCUUCUUAAAAAUUCAGAACCGUACCGCCUGACAGGAGACUUCAAUGAGGUUGGAAUACCGAUUGCGGAGAGUCCAACGAAUUCCCCGGAACCCACUGUAGAGAUACAAAGCAUUCAAAUAACAAUGCCAGUCUACGGGGCGAGUCAGGAUGACCUGAACGUUGCACGAUCGUCGAUAGAAUCGCUCGGUGGGAACGUAAGUUAUCAUUUGGAAGACGUCGUAGCUGAACCGGAAGUUCCAGCCUUGCCAGUAAGACCUCCAUCAAGAGGCCAAACGUCAUCUGGUUUCGGUAGCUUACCGGAUGUCGAAGGAACAGGUACUCCUCUUCCGUUGAGUCCGUCAUCCAUAUUGAAGUCCCAAGAGAGUCUGAACUCUGGAAGUUCACGGGACCGACCUCCUCCACUGAACACCGAUUUUUGAAUGGGACACUUUAAUAGGGAUCCAAUGUAAUUGCGCGAGAAAGACUCGCGAUCCAUAGUACAAU
Molecule: messenger RNA, 3369 nt
Organism: Cephus cinctus (wheat stem sawfly)
Lineage: Eukaryota; Metazoa; Arthropoda; Insecta; Hymenoptera; Cephidae
Product: solute carrier organic anion transporter family member 1A5
Exons: 10
Coding region: 246-3305 (1019 amino acids)
Biological process (GO): transmembrane transport; sodium-independent organic anion transport
Cellular component (GO): membrane
Molecular function (GO): protein binding
Source: RefSeq, a predicted model, not a curated record